This is a messenger RNA of Heteronotia binoei (common prickly gecko), 1703 nucleotides long. It is a transcript of the gene MAP1LC3A, whose product is annotated as microtubule associated protein 1 light chain 3 alpha. Bases 283 to 648 code for a protein of 121 amino acids. Gene Ontology annotation, molecular function: ubiquitin protein ligase binding. The transcript has 4 exons. Gene Ontology annotation, biological process: autophagy of mitochondrion; macroautophagy; autophagosome assembly. The record is from RefSeq and is a predicted model, not a curated record. Lineage: Eukaryota; Metazoa; Chordata; Lepidosauria; Squamata; Gekkonidae. Gene Ontology annotation, cellular component: autophagosome; autophagosome membrane; cytosol.
GGGGCGGGGCGCCGCGCCUCCCCUUUAAGGAGGCUGCAGAUGAAGUCACCGCCGCUUGGCCAGCUCCGGGACUCGCUCUCGCUCGGCUAGCCGACGACGAAGGCAGCAGUCAUCCCAUCGCAGCCAGCGGCUCUCCAGGCACCUGCUGCCCAGACGCUCAGGCGGCGUCUUCCCCAGCCCAGGCGGCUCCGCGCCCCGAAGUCGGGAUUUUUCGGCGCUUCCGAGGAGCUUUGAGUCCCCGUUGAUCCGCGGCGCUUUCUCUGCCCGAAUCCCCCGGCCGAGAUGCCUUCGGACCGGCCUUUCAAACAGCGGCGGAGCUUCUCGGAUCGUUGUAAAGAGGUGCAGCAGAUCCGGGAGCAGCAUCCAAACAAAAUUCCAGUCAUUAUUGAAAGAUACAAGGGAGAGAAACAGCUGCCUGUGCUGGAUAAGACCAAAUUUCUAGUCCCUGAUCAUGUCAAUAUGAGUGAACUGGUAAAAAUAAUUCGGCGCCGGCUGCAGCUGAAUCCUACACAGGCUUUCUUUCUGUUGGUGAACCAGCACAGCAUGGUGAGCGUUUCUACCCCCAUCUCUGAGAUCUACGAGCAAGAGAAGGAUGAAGAUGGCUUCCUCUACAUGGUCUAUGCCUCGCAGGAGACCUUUGGCUACUGAGCUCUUAAGCCACCAGAGGACUGACUCCAAACUGUUGCAUAAAUAAUACCCCCAACUCCCCCCACUUCAGCAAACAGUGCCGAGAGAGGCUUGCGGCCCAGGAGCAGCACAAAAGUGACCUGUGCUCCUCUACCCCUCGCAGUGCAACAGACCAAGAUAGUUCGGUGUGUAUGUGAACAUGUGACCCACGAGUCUUGACUUUUUCCUUGCCAUCGCUCCACCCCUUGUGUGCGACACUCAUUGCUCUGUUUCACUUUCUCUACUGCGCUCUCUCUCUCUUUCUCUGUUGUCAUAAUGUCCUUUUUCUUAGUCCAAUGCCAAACCAACCUGGCUUCUGGCAGGCAGAGGAAAAAAUUAAACAUUUCCUUGCCUGCCUGGGGAAGAGGAGGAGCUUGUCUGCUGAACCUUUAUUAGAAAAAAGGAAGUCUGCAGAACAGUCAAAGUAUCAUUGCUCUUGAGUUUUAAUUGAUUUUAAUUACAUGCAUAUCAAUUCUUGGUGCUACGAAGUAGAAUUAGGCGUCUCUACAGGACUGUGUAAUAAUGUCUAUCUCUUAGAUUUAUUUUAUUAUUUUUAAGCAGGAUGGGGGGAGAUAUAAUUUGCUUGUAUUAUGUAGGUUUUGAAACAACAGCAACAAAACAACCCAAGCUUCUUUGCACUUUAAAAUGUAGUAGAGGUGAGAGUGGAUUUAGCGUGUUUUUGACAUGUCUGCUGAAGCCUGUGCUGCUUCUGUCGAUAUUUGUUCUUUUGUCUUUGAUUAGUUUUGAUAUUUUGUUGUGGGGGUUUUUUUUUUACCAAAAAAAAAAAUGCCAGCCUCCUUUUCUUUCUUACAAUCUUGCAUGCAGAGAUUUCUAUCUUUCUCUUAACCUUUUAUUUCCUUUUGGUUCCUUUCAGAUCAUUCACUCAAGGAAUGUACGGAUUUAUAUUGCUCCUCCCUUCCCUUUUUUUUUUUUUUAAAAAAAAUUACAAUACCAAAAAAGUGUGUAUGACAGGAGAACGAAAUACACCCAGUUGAGUCUCUGCAAAUAUCUAUAUAAAUAAAUAUAAAUUAAAAUUG